Molecule: messenger RNA, 1878 nt
Organism: Ceutorhynchus assimilis (cabbage seed weevil)
Lineage: Eukaryota; Metazoa; Arthropoda; Insecta; Coleoptera; Curculionidae
Source: the annotation of a GenBank genome assembly
AUGUUUUGUUUUGAUUUGGGCCUUGGCCUUGGGGUAAUGUAAUUUGUGAAUAAUUGUAAAAUUCACUAUAUAAAGUUCUAAACUAGCCAAAAAAAAACACAUUGGCAUGCUCUUCAAUUAGUUCAAUUCAGUUAAAAAUUUACAAAGUAAAUAACACAUUUAUUGGCAAGUAAAUUUCAUAUUUGUAUGCUUCGUAUUAAAGUAGCACAAAUUCUUUAAAUCAAAGUGAAAGCAGCUAAUUUUCUAUUUGAAACAGAAUCGAGAAUAUAUUUAACAUGUUUAUCUCAAGUAAAAUGCGCACUAUUAUUAAAUAUUCCCUUAUUGGGGGAGCCCUAGGAAGUACAGCCCUCAGUUUACAACGUAAUCAGUAUGAAUGGGACUCUAUAGGUAUUGUACGUUUAAGCAGAGCUGCAAUUACUGUAUUCAAAUGUGGAGUUAUUUAUAAACGAGAUCUGUAUGGCAAAGGGUUUGAUAAGAAAUCAAAGGAAUACAAGGAAUUAAAGUCAGUAUGCCACAAAAGAUGUGCUGAAAAACUUCUAGACUUAUGUUGUGCUAACCGCGGAGUCUAUAUCAAAGUAGGACAGCAUAUAGCUGCUCUAGACUAUUUGCUACCUUCGGAAUAUGUUCAAACAAUGAAAGUUUUACAUAGUAAUGCUCCAACGACUGAUAUUAAAGAUAUUUAUAAAGUUAUUAAAGAGGAUUUGAAGAAAGAUCCCUUUGAAAUAUUUGAAUCAAUAGAACCAGAACCUUUAGGUACUGCUUCAUUAGCACAAGUUCAUAAAUGCAAAUUGAAAGAUGGAACAGUUUUAGCUGUAAAAGUACAACACCCUUACGUCCAAGGUAAUUCAAGAAUAGACAUGAAAACUAUGGAAUACUUAGUUAAAAUCAUGAGUUGGAUAUUUCCGGAGUUUAAAUUUCAAUGGCUAGUGGACGAGUCUAAGAAAAAUAUUCCGCAAGAAUUAAAUUUUGCUCAAGAAGGCAAAAAUGCGGAAAAAAUCGCCGAAAUGUUUAAAAACGUCGAGUGGCUCAAAAUACCCGCUGUAAGAUGGGACCUAUCUACUCCAAGAGUCCUCACAAUGGACUUUCUAGAAGGCGGACAAGUAAAUGACCUGAAAUACAUCAAGGAACAUGAUAUUGAUCCCUAUGAAAUAUCAAGUAAAUUAGGAAAAUUAUAUUCUGAAAUGAUAUUUAUUCAUGGGUUUGUGCAUAGUGAUCCACAUCCCGGAAAUAUAUUGGUUAAGAAAAAUCCCAAGGGAGCGUGUGAUAUCAUUUUAUUAGAUCAUGGAUUAUAUGCUACUUUGAAGGAUGAAUUUAGGAUUAAUUAUGCGAAUUUAUGGUUGAGUAUAUUGGACAGAGAUAGAAAGGGCAUGAGGCAAUUUAGUGGAAAUUUAGGAAUCAGCGGUGAUAUUUAUGGGCUUUUUGCUUGUAUGGUAACUGGAAGGACUUGGGAUACUAUCGUCAAAGGCAUUGAUAAGGAAAGUUUUUCCAAAGGUGAAAAAGAUUUUGUGCAACAACAUUUUACUGGUCUACUGCCGCAAAUUUCCACGGUUCUGGAAAAUGUUAAUAGACAGAUGUUGCUAAUACUGAAAACCAACGACCUGAUGAGAGGUAUUGAGCACACACUUAGAACAAGUGCCCGCAUGGGAGCUUUCAAAGUUAUGUCCCAAUGUUGCGUUCAUUCAAUCUACAGGGAAAGAUAUAGAAAGUGUCAAAGUAAAGUUGGAAAAUUGAAAAUUACUCUGGCAGAAAUAUGGGCUUUGUUAAAAAUUAGGUUGUAUUAUACUUUUUUGAAUUUAAGCCUUUUUAUACGAAAUUAGGUCGUUUGAUUUACUUUUUUUCUAAAGUUUUAUUGAACAUAAUUGACAUAAAAAAAAAUAA